AUGGGCAAGGACGCUUCUUUCGCUCCCGGUGACGCCGCCAAGGGUGCCAAGCUUUUCCAGACUCGCUGCGCUCAGUGCCACACCGUUGAUGCCGCUGGUGGCAACAAGGUCGGCCCCAAGCUCCACGGUCUGAUGGGCCGCCAGUCCGGUCAGGUCGAUGGUUACUCCUACACCGAUGCCAACAAGGAGGCUGGUGUCCACUGGAACGAGGACACUCUCUUCAAGUACCUCGAGAACCCCAAGAAGUUCCUCCCCGGUACCAAGAUGGCCUUCGGUGGUCUCAAGAAGGCUAAGGAGCGCAACGACCUCAUCACUUACCUCAAGGAGGCCACCGCAUAA
Messenger RNA from Penicillium pulvis, 339 nucleotides. RefSeq names its product c-type cytochrome. The transcript has 4 exons. Lineage: Eukaryota; Fungi; Ascomycota; Eurotiomycetes; Eurotiales; Aspergillaceae. Gene Ontology annotation, molecular function: heme binding; electron transfer activity. Gene Ontology annotation, biological process: mitochondrial electron transport, cytochrome c to oxygen; mitochondrial electron transport, ubiquinol to cytochrome c. Bases 1 to 339 code for a protein of 112 amino acids. Gene Ontology annotation, cellular component: mitochondrial intermembrane space. The record is from RefSeq and is a predicted model, not a curated record.